CUCGUUUCUUAUUCUAAACAAACAUUCUGGUAACACUCACUGAUCUUCAUCAAACACCCCACGAGCUUCUUCCAACAUUUUCAAUCCCCUUCUCUUUUAACCUUAUCGCUCUACACCAAAAUCUCUCCACUCUUCAAUUAUUUCUUUCUCUCUCUUUCUCAUAUACAUUUUCACAAACACAUGCUACCCUUUACUUUGCUGUAGCUCAAAUCUAAUUAAACCCAACCAGAAGCAAACUUCAAGCUCAACCAUGGCCCUCGAAACGCUCCUCGUCAAGGUCAAAACCGCCAUAUCAAGCAGCUUCGAUUCCGUCCCUCCGAAGCUUCUCAAGAAGAAACCCUCAUUCAAGUCCAAACAAAACGUCGGCGUUUUGGCCUUCGAGAUCGCCGGCGUCAUGUCCAAGCUCCUCCACCUGUGGCAGUCCCUCUCCGACGCCACCAUCGUUCGCAUCCGAAACGACGCCGUUAAUCUCGAGGGCGUGAGGAAGAUCAUCUCCAACGACGAGUCCUUCCUCCUCGGACUCGCCUGCGCCGAGUUCGCCGAGUCACUCCGGCUCGUCGCCAACUCGGUCACCCGACUCAGCGCGCGCUGCGAGGACGCCAACUUGCGCUCCUUCCAGCGGGCCUUUCUCGAGUUCGCCGACUUGGGCCGUGACCCAAAUGGGUGGGCCCUCUCGGGCCCAAAAGAAACCGAAGCGAAGCUGAAAAAAGUGGAGCGUUACGUGACGGUCACGGCAACUUUAUACCGCGCGAUGGAGGAACUUUCGGUUUUGGAAAACGGGUUCAGGAAAGCGUUGAAUCAUAGCAAUAACGGUGACGAUAACGACGUUUCUUUCGUUGGGAAGGAUCAGCAGAAACUUUACGAACUUCAGCAGAAGAUUUUUUGGCAGAAACAAGAAGUGAAGGAUCUAAAAGAUAGAUCCUUAUGGGGUAGAAGUUUUGACCGCGUCGUAAUAUUGCUCGUAAGGUUCAGUUUCACUGUUUUAGCGAGAAUUAAGGUUGUCUUUGGAAUUGGGCACUGUGUGCCUAGUUUGUCUCGUACGUUGUCAGGUUCAGCCACUGUUUACCCCUCUGAUCAAAACCCUAAAUGUGGGUCGAUGGAAAGUUGGAAGCUUGAUGAAGAGGAGGGUGAUUUGGGAAGUGGGUUUUUUGAGUCAAACUCGAAGCUCUUGAGGACACCUCCUAGUACUUUGGGAGCUGCUGCUUUGGCUUUGCACUAUGCCAAUUUGAUCAUAGUGAUGGAGAAGAUGAUAAAGUCACCGCAUUUGGUUGGUGUGGAUGCGAGGGAUGAUUUGUAUGGUAUGUUGCCGAGUAGCAUAAGGUGGAGUUUGAGGGCAAGGUUGAAAGGGGUGGGGUUUUGUGCAAGUGAUCCCUUGCUGGCUAGUGAGUGGAGGGAUGCGUUGGGGAGGAUAUUGGGUUGGUUGUCACCUUUGGCACAUAACAUGAUCAAGUGGCAGAGUGAGAGAAGCUUUGAGCACCACAACUUGGUGCCUAAGACCAAUGUCUUGCUCUUGCAGACUUUGUUCUUUGCUAACAAGGACAAGACUGAGGCUGCCAUCACUGAAUUGCUUGUUGGGUUGAACUAUAUUUGGAGGUUUGAGAGGGAAAUGACUGCUAAGGCUUUGUUUGAUCAAUGCGCCAAUUCUAAUCCCUUGUUCAAAUUUCCCAAACCCAGUUAAUGAGAUUCACGAGUUCAUUUUCCUCCCUCCUCCUUCCUACUCUUCCUUCAUAAGGGCUCCAAUUUUGUUUCUUCAAAUUUUAUGGCGGUUCAUUUUACAUAAAUUGAACUAAGUUCAGGUCCUUUAAUUUCUGGGUUCGUUCUCUUUCU
Abrus precatorius (Indian licorice) is the source of this 1827-nucleotide messenger RNA. RefSeq lists its product as uncharacterized. The record is from RefSeq and is a predicted model, not a curated record. Gene Ontology annotation, biological process: positive regulation of growth. The coding region runs from base 251 to 1678 and encodes 475 amino acids. The transcript has a single exon. Lineage: Eukaryota; Viridiplantae; Streptophyta; Magnoliopsida; Fabales; Fabaceae.